AUGGCAUACAAAGCUAUUGUUGAAUAUGGUCUUAAUCAGACAAUAGGUCCUGUGUCAAUUGCCAUCCUUUCCAAUGGUGGAAUGGAUGAAUUUGGCGGAUCAGUUCCUUGGGGAAGAGACCAGGGACACCUUGUUGAUCUUAUUCAAAGAGAAGUGAAAGCAUUGCUGCAGUCUGCGCUGGAAGUAUCACUUUCCAUUGUGCGAGCCAAUCCUACAGUUUUGGAGGGUCUAGGUGCUCAUUUAGAAGGUGUUGGACUUAUCUCAACUACCCUUCGUCGCUUUGGAGGUUUUGGACCUACCAUUUUUAUCCUUGAUGGUGGUGGUAGUGGUGGUGGUAGAGGUAAGGAUGGUGGUGAUGUUAGAGGUGGAGGUGAAGAUGGUUGUGGUGGUAUAGUUGGAGGUGAAGAUGGUGGUGGUACAAGUGAAGGUAAAGAUAGUGAUGGUAGUGGUGGUAGAGGUGGAGGUAAAGAUGGUGGUGGAGGGAAAGAUGGUGGUGGUGGUGGUGAUAGUAGAAAUGGAUGUAAAGAUGAUGGUGGUGGUGGAGAUGAAGAUGAACUUGUUGGUGGUAAUCCUUCAGUUGAAGCAAUUCUUCUUCAGUGUAAAAAUGUGGAGCAUCUUGAGAUAUUAACCAAUCCAACAUAG
This is a messenger RNA of Vigna radiata var. radiata (mung bean), 642 nucleotides long. RefSeq names its product acanthoscurrin-1-like. Bases 1 to 642 code for a protein of 213 amino acids. NCBI's taxonomy places the organism in Eukaryota, Viridiplantae, Streptophyta, Magnoliopsida, Fabales, Fabaceae. Gene Ontology annotation, biological process: proteolysis. The record is from RefSeq and is a predicted model, not a curated record. Gene Ontology annotation, molecular function: ATP binding; ATP-dependent peptidase activity; metalloendopeptidase activity. The transcript has 4 exons.